AGUGUGGAUGGAUUGCUUGUGUACUUUCCGUACGAGUACAUCUACCCGGAACAGUACGCCUAUAUGCUCGAACUGAAGCGCACAUUCGAUGCGAAGGGUCACUGCCUGCUGGAAAUGCCCUCGGGAACGGGCAAAACGACCACACUGCUAUCGCUGAUCGUUGCGUAUAUUAUGGAGUAUCCGCAUGUCGUCCGCAAGUUGAUCUACUGUUCGCGUACCGUGCCCGAGAUCGAGAAGGUAAUCGCUGAGCUGAAGCAUUUGAUGAACUACUACGAGAAGCAAACGGGCGUGAUGCCAAACAUUACCGGGCUGGUGCUCAGCUCGCGCAAAAACAUGUGCAUCCAUCCGGAGGUGAGCCGUGAGCGGGAGGGCAAAAUUGUGGAUGCACGAUGCUAUGGCAUGACGGCCAGUUACGUGCGUGAACGGGCGGCACACGAUGAGUCGGCACCGGCAUGCCAGUAUUACGAAGGGUUCCAAGCGGAGGGUAAAGAAAGUCUUCUGCCACCCGGAGUGUAUUCGAUCGAUGAUUUGAAAGAGUUUGGACGGGAGCGGAACUGGUGUCCGUACUUUUUGUCCCGGUUUGCCAUCAAUCAGGCGCACGUGGUGGUGUACAGUUACUACUAUCUGCUCGACCCAAAGGUGGCCGAGGUAGUAUCGAAGGAACUGGCACGGGAGUCGGUCGUUGUUUGUGAUGAGGCGCAUAAUAUCGACAAUGUGUGUGUGGAUUCGAUGAGCGUGAAAAUCAAUCGACGGCUGAUCGAACGCAGCACCACCGGUAUUCACAAUCUGGAGAAGAAAGUGUCCGAAUUAAAGGAGGAUGAUAAACGGCGGUUAAAUGAAGAGUACGUCCGCCUGGUGCAAGGCUUAAAAGAUUCUACGUACUCCCGCGAAACAGACAUGGUUCUAGCGAAUCCCGUCUUGCCGAAUGAAAUCCUGCGCGAAGUGGUUCCCGGCAACAUUCGCAAUGCGGACCAUUUUCUAAGCUUUCUCAAACGGUUCAUCGAGUACAUUAAAUCGCGGUUGCGCGUACAGCACGUGGUACAGGAAAGUCCGGCUGGAUUUUUGCGCGAUGUGCAGACGAAAGUUUGCAUCGAACGGAAACCGCUCAGGUUUUGUGCCGAUCGGUUGCAAUCAUUGUUGCGCACGCUUGAAAUUACGGACCUGAGCGAGUAUGGGCCACUGUCGGUGAUCACCUCGUUCGCGACGCUCGUGUCGACGUACACGAAGGGAUUCACGAUCAUCAUCGAACCGUUCGAUGAUAAGACGCCCACCGUUUCCAAUCCCAUCAUGCACUUCAGCUGUCUCGAUUCUUCGAUCGCCAUGAAACCGAUCUUUCAGCGUUUCCAGAGCGUCGUUAUCACGUCCGGCACACUGUCACCGAUGGAUAUGUACCCGAAGAUACUAGAUUUCGAGCCAGUUGUAAUGAGCUCGUUCACGAUGACACUCGCCCGCCCGUGUUUGCUGCCGAUGAUUGUGGCUCGUGGUAACGAUCAGGUUGCUAUUUCGUCACGAUUCGAAACACGCGAAGAUACAGCCGUCACGCGCAAUUACGGUCAGCUUUUGGUGGAAACGGCCAAAACCGUACCGGAUGGUGUUGUGUGUUUCUUUACCUCCUACCUGUAUCUGGAAUCGGUGGUCGCGUCGUGGUACGAUCAGGGUAUAAUCGAUACACUGCUACGCUACAAACUCCUUUUCAUCGAAACGCAGGACAACGCCGAAACGUCCUACGCACUGAUGAACUACGUGAAGGCGUGCGAAUGUGGUCGCGGUGCCGUACUGUUGGCCGUUGCACGUGGUAAAGUGUCGGAGGGGGUCGAUUUCGAUCAUCAUCUCGGUCGGGCCGUGCUGAUGUUUGGCAUUCCGUACGUGUACACGCAGUCGCGCAUUUUGAAGGCCCGGUUGGACUAUCUGCGCGAUCAGUUCCAGAUACGGGAGAACGAUUUCCUUACCUUCGACGCACUCCGACACGCGGCACAGUGUGUUGGUCGUGCUAUUCGUGGUAAAACCGACUACGGUAUUAUGAUCUUUGCGGACAAGCGCUUCUCGCGACAGGACAAGCGUGGCAAGCUGCCCAAAUGGAUCCAGGAGCAUCUGACCGAUAAUCUGAGCAAUCUUAGCACGGAAGAAGCAAUGCAGCUUGCCAAACGCUGGCUCAGACAGAUGGCACAACCAUUCACGCGAGAAGAUCAACUGGGCGUUUCGCUGCUAACGCUGGAACAGCUGCAGAGCAUUGAGCGGGAAAAGCUUGAAAAGCAAGCCCAAGGCAAAUAA
Messenger RNA from Anopheles marshallii, 2271 nucleotides. RefSeq names its product general transcription and DNA repair factor IIH helicase subunit XPD (gene Xpd). NCBI's taxonomy places the organism in Eukaryota, Metazoa, Arthropoda, Insecta, Diptera, Culicidae. The record is from RefSeq and is a predicted model, not a curated record. Gene Ontology annotation, biological process: nucleotide-excision repair; positive regulation of mitotic recombination; transcription by RNA polymerase II. The coding region runs from base 64 to 2271 and encodes 735 amino acids. Gene Ontology annotation, cellular component: nucleus. The transcript is spliced from 5 exons. Gene Ontology annotation, molecular function: hydrolase activity, acting on acid anhydrides, in phosphorus-containing anhydrides; damaged DNA binding; DNA helicase activity.